Messenger RNA from Topomyia yanbarensis, 2404 nucleotides. RefSeq names its product polyserase-2-like. NCBI's taxonomy places the organism in Eukaryota, Metazoa, Arthropoda, Insecta, Diptera, Culicidae. The coding region runs from base 34 to 1851 and encodes 605 amino acids. Gene Ontology annotation, molecular function: serine-type endopeptidase activity. Gene Ontology annotation, biological process: proteolysis. The record is from RefSeq and is a predicted model, not a curated record. The transcript has 7 exons.
UCACAAUCGAGAGGAUCAUUUCGUGUUAACACAAUGAUCGCGGCAGUUCUACUGGCAAUCAUCUCCACGAUCCCACUUCUUCCAGCUCAUUCCAAUAACGCCCUGUAUCAGUGUGGAAUUCGCAAACGUUUCGGUGUUCAGCUGGUCCACCAAGGAUGGAUAGCCGAGUUGGGACAAUGGCCGUGGCAUGUGGCCCUGUUCCAUCGCAAUUCCGCUGGCAGCUGGUACCGAUGUGGUGGGACUUUGGUGGAUGAACGCCACGUUCUAACCUCGGCACACUGUGUCAUUCGAUCCAAUGGGUAUCCGAUGAGACCGGUUGAACUGUCGGUGCAUAUUGGGCAGCAUGAUCUACGGAAGCUACCGGAGCAUGUCCAAGUGAUGAAUGUCAGUGUAGUGCACGUACAUCCUGAGUUCGAACUCAAUCGGAAUGAUAUUGCUUUGCUGGUGCUGAGUUCGGAGGUGAAAUAUUCUGAUUACGUGAUUCCGAUAUGUUUGGAUGCAGGGGCUGGCGACGAUGUGAGAACGUUGGAAGGGAAUCGAGGUUGGGUUACCGGAUGGGGCCAGUUGAAAAAUGGAACACUUCCUCGUUUACUGCGUACGGCACAGAUGCCGGUGGUGAGUCAUCUGCAGUGUGUCGAAGCUGAUCCGCAGCUGUUUGGACGAUUCUUGAACCAAGGGGUGUUCUGUGCGGGUGAUCGGAAUGGUACUAGUGUCUGCAAAGGAGACAGCGGAGGGGGAAUGUACUUCAGCGAAGGGGAUCGAUUCGUGCUGAAGGGGAUCGUUUCCUUUUCCGGAAUGGACGAAAAUAGUAGAUGCGACACCUCGAAGUUUAUCGUCUUCGCCAAUGUUGGUUACUAUCUUCCUUGGAUUAAAAACUUGACUCGAACGGAUGGUGAAAUUGUGAAAUUAGUUAGUAAACGAAUCAGUGAAAAACAAUGCGACUAUUAUAAGAGCAUUGCGAAAAAGCGAAGUAAUGGCAAUUGCAACAAUUCAAGAAGCCCGCAUUUGGUGACCAUCAUUUUCGAAUUGAUGCCAACGUCUGCAUGUUCCGGGAUCCUCGUAAGUGAGAAUUAUGUGCUGUUUCCGUGUCAUUGUCGUGAUUUCAAACCGGAGAUAGUUUUAUCACAUGAACGUGGAGAAUAUAAAAUUAGUAGCAUAACGUGUCAUCCUGAGUAUGUCGGUAUGUCUUACCACGAUCUAGCACUGAUCGAACUGGCCCGUUCAGUUAAACUUUCCAACUCAGUUGUCCCAGCAUGUUUGGCCAGUAAUUGGACAGAGAAUCUGUACGAUACGUUGCUUGUGGUGGGACACACCAAUGAUCGUGUAAGACAAGAAAUAUUCGAGACCGUGUUGGUACGAGCAGUCGACAAAGGGCACUGCAAUCGAUUGAAAUAUUACUGGAGAAUCCAUGAUGGAGUAUCAGAUGGGGAAAUAUGUGUGCUGAAUUACGAUGAUGACAUAAGAAUAAGCUAUCGGCUUCCGGGAGCAGCUUUGCAAACUAUGAGUACCCGUACCUGCAUGUUCAACCUGGUGGGUGUUCAAACUAAAACUUCCGCGGGUUUUGCAAUUGGAACGGGUCAAUUUUUCCUGUUCGCUCGAGUGGCACAUCAUUUGGAUUGGUUGGAGAAUGUGAUCUGGGAAUAUAGGAUUGAAUAUGAGAAUGGUCCGAACGAAAUUUCAACGACAACUACUACUGAUUUCCACGACGAAGGAGGUACGACUGUUGGAAGCAUCUCCGAAUCUAUGACCGAUUCCAAGCCAACGACUGAGCGAAUAUUCACGAAUAGAGAAUUCGUCUUUCCAGACCAUCCUUUUCUCAACCAGCCCACGGCAAAAAGAACUCAUAAAUAAUUUGUGAAGGCUCUUCACCCUCUGUUUUCUAGUCGUAGAUUUGGGACAACUCAGUAAGAUUCGAAAUGAUUUUUACCCUGUAGUGAUUAAAGUUCAGACAUGUGGUAUGUAAUUAAAAAUGAAAAUUCCGGGUACUAACUGGUGUCCAUUUGAGAACAUCCUUUGUUAGCGGAAGUAUGACCGACGACUCAGCGAAAAUUUGUUUGUUGAUCGAUACAAAAUACAUACAUCUAAUACAACCGACCCAGGAUGGUCUACUUUUGGACUAAAGAUAAGCCAUUUAACAUCAUCGAUAUAUGCGUGGUCUAACUAAGCAACAAUCGGCCGUAUACGAAUAAGUAUCUUGCCUACGUACCCGCCCGGGAAGUAGAGAUUGAUGGUGUAAUCUCCGAUAGGGGCCUUAAUUGUGAAGUAGGGGAUUGGCUUCUUCAUGAACCAUCAGUGAAAUGUCUGGUUUACAAGCAAAUUUGCCAAUAAAUAAUACUCAACUGCACCAUUUGAUCGUGCAUGAUAAUUUGGGUUUAACAUUUCGAAUUCUUCUGAUUAGCGUAGA